CCGCCGCCACCGGAGCCCCCCAGGAAGCCGCGCGUGGACCCGCGGCGGCGCCAGGCUGCCCUCUCCUUCCUCACCAACAUCUCGCUGGACGGACGGCCGCCGCUGCAGAACGAGGAGUGGGGCGGCGGCGAGGAGAGCGGCGCGGUCAAGGCGGGCGGCGGCAGCGUCUGCGGCGCGAGGACCCGCCUCAGCCUGCUCGCCGCCGCCGAACGCGGCGGCUGCACCACGCUCGCGGCGGCGACGUUUGCGGGUGGACCCGGCCCCUGCGUCUCGCAGCCUUUGCUGCUGCCGCCCCUGUCCCCGGGCGUCUAUGCGACUGUGUCUGGCCCGGCGGCGGCCCGGGGGUUCGCCAGCCUCCUCGGCGCGGGCCGGGCGUCAGGCGAGCAGCCGCAGCUGCCCGACGAGCCCGGGGGCACCGAUCAGGAGGAGGACGAUGCCUUUACGAGCGUGCAGGUGCCGGCGGCCGCCUUCUUGGGCUCCGGGACCCCCGGGACUGGGAGCGGCAGUCGGGGCCGCCUCAACUCGUUUACUCAGGGAAUUCUGCCCAUCGCCUUCUCCAGGCCCACCUCGCAGAACUACUGCGCCCUGGAGCAGCCGGGUCAGGGGGGCAGCACCAGCGCCUUCGAGCAGCUGCAGAGGUCCCGACGUCGUCUCAUCUCCCAGAGGUCUUCCUUGGAGACACUGGAAGAUAUUGAAGAGAAUGCCCCUCUACGGAGAUGUCGAACUCUCUCAGGUUCGCCCAGACCAAAGAAUUUUAAGAAGAUUCAUUUUAUCAAGAACAUGCGGCAACAUGAUACCAGGAACGGCAGAAUAGUCCUUAUCAGUGGCAGAAGAUCCUUCUGUAGUAUCUUUUCAGUGCUGCCGUACCGUGACAGUACCCAGGCCGGGGAUUUGAAGUUGGAUGGAGGGAGGCCAUCGGCAGGCGCCAUGAGCUUGAAAGAGAUCAUCGGUCUGGAGGGCGUGGAGCUGGGCGCUGACGGGAAGACUGUUUCUUAUACCCAAUUUCUGUUACCCACAAAUGCCUUCGGGGCCCGCAGAAACACCAUAGACUCCACGUCCUCUUUCUCCCAGUUUCGGAACCUGAGCCACCGCAGCCUCUCCAUCGGACGGGCGAGCAGCACCCAGGGGAGCCUCGACGCAGGUAGUGACCUGGGAGACUUCAUGGACUAUGAUCCCAAUCUCCUGGACGACCCACAGUGGCCUUGUGGCAAGCACAAGCGAGUUCUGAUCUUCCCCUCGUACAUGACCACAGUCAUUGACUACGUGAAGCCCUCAGAUCUCAAGAAGGACAUGAACGAGACCUUCAAGGAGAAGUUUCCGCACAUUAAGUUAACACUUAGCAAAAUAAGGAGUCUGAAGCGAGAGAUGCGGAAGCUUGCUCAGGAGGACUGUGGCUUUGAGGAGCCCACUGUGGCCAUGGCCUUUGUCUACUUUGAGAAGCUGACCCUCAAGGGAAAGCUAAACAAACAGAACCGGAAGCUUUGUGCUGGAGCGUGUGUGCUGUUAGCAGCCAAAAUUGGAAGUGACCUCAAAAAGCACGAAGUCAAGCAUCUGAUUGAUAAACUGGAAGAGAAGUUCCGGCUGAACAGACGAGAGCUGAUCGCCUUUGAGUUUCCAGUGUUAGUGGCCUUAGAGUUCGCCCUUCAUCUGCCGGAGCAUGAAGUCAUGCCCCACUACAGACGCCUGGUCCAGAGCUCCUAGCACAGGCCC
Molecule: messenger RNA, 1710 nt
Organism: Trichechus manatus latirostris (Florida manatee)
Lineage: Eukaryota; Metazoa; Chordata; Mammalia; Sirenia; Trichechidae
Gene: CABLES1
Product: Cdk5 and Abl enzyme substrate 1
Exons: 10
Biological process (GO): regulation of cell cycle; nervous system development
Cellular component (GO): cytosol
Source: RefSeq, a predicted model, not a curated record